This is a messenger RNA of Eimeria mitis, 1932 nucleotides long. RefSeq lists its product as uncharacterized. Bases 1 to 1932 code for a protein of 643 amino acids. The transcript is spliced from 9 exons. NCBI's taxonomy places the organism in Eukaryota, Apicomplexa, Conoidasida, Eucoccidiorida, Eimeriidae. The record is from RefSeq and is a predicted model, not a curated record.
AUGAUAUACAGCUGUCUUCUCCUGUGGCUACACAACAACCACCACCAACAGCAGCAGCAGCAGCAGCAGCAGGAGCAGCCACAGACAGCGCUCGACCUCGCAGCACUGUGUCUUCUCUCCGCGCAGUCUGAGCUGCAGCAGCAGCAGCAGCAGCAGCAGCAGCAGCAAGCUGCUGCAGCAACACCACUGCAGCAGCUAUCACCUACAAGUCUUGCUGCUGCAGCAGCAGCAGCAGCACAGUCACCAGAAGCUUCUUCUCUGCUUUCAUUUAACACAUCCCGAGACUAUCUCUUUUCGCUGCUGCCGCAGGGAGCAGCAGAACCAGCAGCAGACAAGCAGCAGCUAUACCGCCCACGCCAACAGCAGCAGCAGCAGCAGCAGCAGCAGCAGCAGCAGCAGGGUGCGGUGGAUCCGACAGCAGCAGCAGCAGCAGCAGCUGCUGCUGCUGCUGCUGCUGCUGCUGCAGCAACACCACUGCAGCAGCUAUCACCUACAAGUCUUGCUGCAGCAGCAGCAGCAGCAGCUGCUGCUGCUGCUCCUCCCACUUCUGCAGCAGCAGCAGCAGCAGCAGCAGCAGCAGCACAGUCACCAGAAGCUUCUUCUCUGCUUUCAUUUAACACAUCCCGAGAAUAUCUCUUUUCGCUGCUGCCGCAGGGAGCAGCAGAACCAGCAGCAGACAAGCAGCAGCUAUACCGCUCACGCCAGCAGCAGCAGCAGCAGCAGCAGCAGCAGCAGCAGCAGCAGGGUGCGGUGGAUCCGACAGCAGCAGCAGCAGCAGCAGCAGCUGCUGCUGCUGCUGCUGCACUUCCGUCAAGGCCACAGACAGCGCUCGACCUCGCAGCACUGUGUCUUCUCUCCGCUCAGUCUGAGCUGCAGCAGCAGCAGCAGCAGCAGCAGCAGCAGCAAGCAGCAGCAGCAGCAGCAGCAGCAGCAGGACGCAACAGCAGCAGCAGCAGCAGCAGCAGCAGCAGCAGCAGAGCAGCAGCAAGCACAGCAGCAGCAGCAACAGCAGCAGCAGCAGCAGAACCUGAUUUGAAAGGGGAUGCUGAGGGGGGGCUAAACACAAAACCAACAAAAGACACAGAUUUGCUGCUAGCUGAUCUUCUAGCUGCGGUGGAGCAGCAGCAGCUGCUGCUGCAGCAGCAACUGCAGCAGCAGCAGCAGCAACAGCAGCAGCAGCAGCAGCAGCAGCAGCAGCAGCUAGUGCAUGCAUCGCCACAGGAAGAUCUGGUGAGCACAUUAGAAUCUUUGUUGGAUAUCUUUGAGGGGGCAAAGAAAGAAGUAGGAGUAGAUAUAUCUUUGCUGCAGCAGCAGCAGCAGCAGCAGCAGCAGCAGAUGCUGCUGCAGCAGCUGCAGCAGCAGCAACAGCAGCAGCAGCAGCAGCAACACAUGCUGCUGCAGCAAAGGUCACCGUGUAUUGCUGCAGCAGCAGAAACAGAAGAAAAUUUUAAGGAGAACGAAUUCUCCGCCUCGCUGCUGCGGCUGCUGCAGGGGCAGCCAGCAGCAGCAGCAGCAGCAGCUGCUGCAGCAGCAGCAGCAGCAGCAGCAGCAGCAGACCCAGCAGCAGCAGCAGCAGCAUGCACUGCAGCAGAAACGAAGACACCGGAUACACUAAGCGCCUCGCAGCUGAAAUGUCUACAAGACAAAAUAGACAGCAGCAGCAGCAGCAGCAGCAGCAGCAGCAGCAAGCAGCAGCAGCAGCAGCAGCAGCAGCUUAAGCUGGAGCCCCCUGUUGCAAUGGGUUCUGCUGCUGCUUCAUCGUCAGAAGUAUGCAUAUCACCAGCAGCAGCAGCAGCAGCAGCAGCAGCUGCUGCUGCUGCUGCUGCUGCUGCAAAUACAGCAGGCACUGCUGCUGCAGCAACAGCAGGAAUUGCUGCUGCUGCAGCAGCAGGAUGCUCGCAGGGGGGGGAGGGGGGGAAGGGGGGUGGUUAG